Phasianus colchicus (ring-necked pheasant) is the source of this 4881-nucleotide messenger RNA. It is a transcript of the gene SOWAHA, whose product is annotated as sosondowah ankyrin repeat domain family member A. The record is from RefSeq and is a predicted model, not a curated record. NCBI's taxonomy places the organism in Eukaryota, Metazoa, Chordata, Aves, Galliformes, Phasianidae. Gene Ontology annotation, molecular function: protein binding.
AUACAAACAAAGUUGGCCCCGAGAGCCCGGCUGCCGGUUCCAACCCGUCCUCGGGGGGCGGGAGGAGGAGAGCGGCGGAGGGAGCCGGGCCGCCACCUGCCCCUCACCCGCACCUGCCGGGGAGCGCCGGCAGCGCAGCACCGCCCCGCGGGGAGGAGAAAGGAGAGAGGCGCGGCCGAACCGCCCCGCUCCGCUCCCAUCGACGGAGGCGGAGGCGCGGGCGGCUCCAUCACCUCGGCCCGCAGGUGCGCGCUGCCCGCCGGUCCCGGCAGCUCCGCCUCGGGGGAUCGGGCGGCGGAGCGCUGCGGCGGCGGCCCCACCUGUGGCUGCGGGAUGGCGGAGCUCGCCCUCGAUCCCCCCGCCGUGCUGGGCUUCCUGCGGGAACGCGGCGGGUGGGUGAGCAACGCAGAGCUGCUGAGCGCCUUCCGGCCGCUGCUGGAGGCCGGUGGGGACGCGUCGGAGCGGGCGGAGCGGCGGGAGCGCUUCAAGGAGGCGGUGAACGCCGUGGCGGUGGUGAAGGAGCGGCAGGGCACCAAGUUCGUCGUGCUGCGGAGGCACCUGCGGCCCGGCCCGCCCCCGGAGAAGAGCGGAGAUGGAGGUUCCGAGCCCCCAUCCGAGGAGCGGCUGUCCCCGCCGUCCCUCGAGGAGCUGCCGUCGCCUCGGGCCGUGUCCGAGCUCCGCGGGCUCUUCCAGGCUGGAGGCGGCGGGGUGCCGCUGCCCGCCGGCGGGGCCAAUGCCCGCAGGGAGCCGCUCCCCAAGCCCUGCAUGCUGCCGGUGCGCUGCGUGCCGGCCCCGGCUGCUCCCAACUCUGCUACGGCUCCGGGGCCGUCUGAAGAGCUGGAGAACGCCGCAUCGCCCUUAGCCGAGGAGGAGGACAGCGGGUGCCACUCGCCCAGUCUGCGCCGGGCCCCCAAGAACCACCGGGCCAGCGAGGAGCUGACAGAAGUGCCACUGGAGGAGGCUGAGCACCGCUGGCUGCUGAUGGCGGCUGAAGGGCAGUGGUCCCAGCAGCUCCAUGGGCUGCUGUUGGGUGAUGCCAGCCUGGCGGCCCGGAGGGACUUCAUCUUGGGCUUCACAGCCCUGCACUGGGCUGCCAAGAAUGGCAACUGCGACAUGGUGAGGAACAUCAUCGAUGUAGCAGAGAAGGAAGGGGCCCACGUCAAUGUGGAUGCCAGGUCGCACGGCGGCUACACGGCGCUGCACCUCGCUGCCAUGCACGGCCGGGACGCCGUCAUCUCCGUGCUGGUCCGCAGCUACCAUGCCAAGAUCGACCUGAGGGACUACAGUGGGAAGAAGCCACACCAGUACUUGAAGGACGGGACCUCCGUGGCGGUCAGGCGCUUACUGGGGGACCCCACACUCCAACACCCCACGGGACCCACAGUGCCCAUCAAGAAGAGCACCAAGAUCGCUGCGUCCAUCCUGAGCUCCACCAGCACUUUCCUGGGGGUCAUCUCCGAUGACAUGGCUUUCUACGAUCUCACCAAAGGUUUGAGGAAGCCUUCGUCCUUGAACAAGCUGCUGACUGCGACCACAGGCCCCAGGAGGAAGCCGAAAACCAGAGGGGGAUUUCCUUCAUACUGCUCACUCUCUGAGGUGGUGGAGGAAGAGGAGCACGAGGAGGCUGUCAUGAAGCGCAGGCCAGUUUCUGAGCUGUUCUUUGGCCAUUAGACUCUGCCUUCCUGGAGUCAGAAUCGUUCAGUAGCAUGACUGGGGAGCUUGGUUUUCUCUCACAGCAGUAAAUUGGAUUUCUUCUCCCUGUUUCUUUCUUUUUGGAAGUUUAAAUGAAUGGAUGAUGGGGUCUGGCUCCACAGGUCACUGGAUGAAGCCCAGCUCUCAGAAGCCUGAGGAGAGGGAGCUGCCCUGUGAGCACUGCAGUGCCAGAGGCACCAGCACACCAGUGAAGACCACAGACAUUACACUUGAUGGCUGAAAAGCUGGAAAAACAUCUGUGUGUAGACAGGCUAUAAAUGCUUAAGGUACAGCUUCUUGUUCUGCGUUCCUCAGCCGAAGAGCUGCAUGUUUUACACUGUGAACAGCACGCUGGUAGCUGGCUGCUUUAACGUGGCUUGUUCUACAGCAGGCUGAAAUUAUUAGGAGAAAGAUGCAUAGUUUUCUAUGAUGAUUCUGAUUGUUUUGGUAACAGAAGAGGAAUGUUUCUAUUUUAAAAUUGUGCAUUUAGUUUUUUCAAAACAAAGUUUCUCACUAUCAGAAAUACUAACAUGUCUUUAUUGUUGCCUAAAGCAUUUUCCUUGGCAAGGUUAAAAAGCAAAAAGGAAAAAAAAAAACCCAACCCAACACUUGUUGCUCUGUCUCCAUGAUCUGUCUACCUCAGUCGGAAGCUUGGUUUGCAUUUCUCUUUGUGUUCCCUUCCCGAAGGACUUUGCCCAGGUGGUACCGACUGUGCCUCAAUACUGUGAGCAUUUGGCUGUAGUUCAGUGGCUUCAUCUGAAUGAACACAUUUCUGAUAUCAGAUGGUAUAAUAAAGUGAAGUGAGAAAGUAGGAACCGGAUCCUGCAGGGUAUCUGAGCAGCACUGAGGCUGCUACAGCAGAAUUUUUUAUUUAAAACUUGAACUUUGGUUUUGAGCUACUUGGAAACAAUAUUUAUUUUAAAAAACGGGCUUUGUUCUUUGAGUGCUUCAUGGCCAAAUGUGUGCAUGGCCUCUGAAAGCAAUGUGUAUCUCGACUGCAUGAGUUGCUGAUCUGAAACUCGCUUUACUUUUUCUUCUGUAUUAUAGACAUAACUGUGUUUCUUAAGUAGAGCUGCACGCAUUACUUGCAGCUGGAGUGCUGUUGGAAGCUAUGUUUGCAAUGAGAUUAUCGGUUUUUAAAAUUACUCACUUAAAGCUGCCUUGAAAUGAAGAGGCAGAGCUGAGAGCAGCAGCUGCCUGCAGUGCUUCUGUGCUCACAACGCAACCGCAGAGCUUUGUGAGCAGAGGUGACAGAGGUGACAGAGCUCUGCGCAUGCUCUGCUCUCAGCCCCAGUCAGGUGUUUUGGUUUCCUUGCAACACUUGUUUGCAUGCCUUGCCUUUCUUUCCAAGCCAGUGACUCCAGGAAUGUGUCUUUCAGCCUUGAAUUAAGCUCAGUGCCGUAGGACCACAUUGAAGAUGACAUCACCUUUGUGCCCCUGCCCUGACGUGGUGCUGCCUGCAGGAGGGGCUGAGCUGCUGCUCUCACAGACGAGGAUUCAUUUUUUGUCAUUCUGUUUCCGUGUCAAACUCAUUAAAUCGUUAACAGAAUGUUAAUCAUCAAGCACCUUGUGACUUACACAUCUGGAGAUGGGUUAAAAACAAAAAUAAUGAUCCUAUUUGCUCCAUAUGUGUUGGUGUGACUGUUGACCAGUGUGGUCGUUUGAAGCCUUGAUUUGUGCUUCAGCCUUGGUUCUUGGGGCUGCAGGAAAAUGUCUGUCGCUCCGUUUCAAUGUUUUUGUGACAUUAAACACUUUCUUUGCUGUAGCUCUUGAAACCACAGAGGCAUCUGUGUGCGUUUGUGUUACUGCUGGCAGAGCUGGGGCUGCCUGGGGACAGCAUCCUGUGGCAGCUGGGAAAUGGUUCCAGUUUGAUUCAGUCUUAUUUGGAAGUUUGUCCACUAGUUUUGCCUACACCCCUGACUCUUCAUAUCACACCGCUGAACUUCUAGUGCUUCUUUGGUGUAAAUCCAACCUGCAGCAGAAGCAAGGCACAAAGAUGGAGCGUUUUCUCUUUUAAAAGCCAACAACCUGUGCAGCUUUGGUUGCGGCUGCACCAUGAGGAAAGCAGGGGGCAUGCUUCAAAGCAAAACCAAGAAGUCACAGCCGAGAUAACUGACUUCACUGCAGCACGUGCCAGCCAGGAAGCUCUGCAGUAUUCUUUGCUGGGAGGUGCUGCAGUUAGCUGGUGCUGUGCCCAAACCCCUGGCCCUGCAGUGUGCCCAGCAGAGGUUGCGACACACAGAGCUCACAGUGCUGGGUGCUGCCAGCACCUUUGUGCUGUGACGCAGCUCAGUCCUCGCUGAGAGAUGGGGGAGGAGGUGGUGUUUGGGCAGGCUGUGAUGAGUGAUGCUGUGGGACUUCAGGUGCAAACAAAUCCUCAGAAGUACAGAGAACGCACUGCUGCAAUUUGACAAAUAUAGAUAUGUUCAGCUUGCAGUAAAACCAGUUCUUCAGCUUCUCUGGGUCUUGGUUUUGUAUGUUGCUGUUUACACGGGAGGGGAUGUGGUACAGAAUUCUCACCAACUCAUGGGAGUAGUUUCGUGGCAGAGACUAAGGCUAAUGCUGCCCUAUGAAUCCAUCAGCUGACUAAAUUCUCCUUGCGUUCUGCUGUUUCAAGUCCAAAUCCAGCUGAAGGCAGUAGGACUUUUGCACAAGUGAACGGCAGCUGAGAAGCUUAACCACCAGCAGCAGGCCAGUCUGGUGAGCUGCCUGCUGUGCCUUCACAACAAAGGGUCUGGUCCUGUCCUUCCAAGGAGAAUUCACAAGAUUUCAGCAUCUUCACAAGACUGAGGUCCAGCAGAAGAGCAGCUCAGUCACUGCAGACAUAAAGGGAGCAGAGGGCCCAGGGAACAGCCCCCCCUGAGCUCCCUUUGCACUGUCCUUCUGCUCUGCACACUUCCACCAUUCCCUACAUUCCUUGGAUGCAUUCCUGAUUUACACAUUAGUCUGAGCAAAAUGGCAUAAGGGGGAACCCUACAAAUCUGUGAAGAAAUCACUGACACAGACUUGGCUCCAUGUAGUAUGGGCACAAACAACAUGUUGUUUGUUCUCAUUGUCCCCUCCCAGAGCAAAUAUAAAAGCUCUGCAGCAUAAUGAGGAACAUUCAUUUUCCAUUCCAGUUCCAAGAUUUAUUUCACUGAUUUAUAAGGCAAAUCAUUAAGCACCUCUCACCCUCAUGCUGAGCUCAGC